CACAUGCACGAGGCUCUACAAAACUUCAAAAGGGAACUCCAGCUCUCUUUCUCUCUGGGUCUCUCACUCAGUCUCUGUUGCUAUCUUUGACUGUCUCUUUCUUGUCCUUGUGUUGUCUGUAGUGUAGUGUAGUGAGCGUUGACGUGGCUAUGGUGGUUUAGUGCUAUGAACGAACCGUUGGCGUUGUGUUGGUCGUAAUAGGCCCUGGUCGGUAAUUAUUUGGCUCCGUCAAUCUCUUUCAUACGACCCACCGUCACUUUCGGAUAGAAAAUGGCAUCAGGUCCGUCCUUUCAGGACACGUAUGACAUCCACGAAGAAAUCGGUCGUGGCGCGUUCAGUGUGGUACGACGUUGUACGCGUAAAUCCGACAGCAAGGACUUCGCCGCCAAAGUGGUGGACACGAGAAAAGUUUCCGCUCGCGACCUGCAGAAGCUGGAAAGGGAAGUGAGAAUAUGCCGCAAGCUGGAGCACGAGUUCAUCGUGCGUAUGCACAACGCGUGUCGCGCCCAGAGCCACCACAUGGUGUUCGACUUGGUCACAGGCGGCGAGCUGUUCGAGGAUAUCGUAGCCAGAGAGUUUUACUCAGAGAGAGACGCCAGCAACUGCAUUCAGCAGAUCCUGGAGAGUGUUCGCUAUUGCCAUAACAGAUCCGUGGUGCACCGCGACUUAAAGCCAGAAAAUCUAUUGCUUUCCAGUCGCAGCAAGAGUGCCGUGGUGAAGCUGGCCGAUUUCGGCCUAGCGAUUGAGUUGGAGGAUGGCUCGAACGACUAUCGCUGGCACGGCUUUGCUGGCACGCCGGGAUACCUGUCCCCGGAGCUUCUCUUCCACUAUCCGUACGGCAAGCCCAUCGACCUGUGGGCGUGCGGAGUGAUCCUGUACAUUCUGCUGGUUGGCUAUCCGCCGUUCUGGGACGAGGAUCAGAACAAGCUCUAUGCGCAGAUCAAGAGUGGACAGUACGAUUACCCAUCGCCAGAAUGGGAUACGGUCACACAGAGUGCCAAGUCGUUAAUUGACAGCCUGCUGGUGCUGGACCCGAACAAACGCUUCACCGCCGAACAAGCGCUCAACCACCCAUGGAUCCAGAAUCGCGAGAGAGUUGCCGCCAAGAUCCAUCGGCAGACGACGAUCGAGGGACUGAAGCGACUCAACGCCAGAAGAAAGCUCAAGGGGGCUAUUCUGAGUACUAUUGUUGCACGGCGUUUGUCGGUGCCUCUUCUCGGUCUCAAGAAGAAGACGUCUGAGACCGGCGAGUCACCGCUGCUGAUGUCCCCGCAGCCCGAGGAGGAAGAGGACAAAGUGCCACCCGGCGGUGAGGAGAUCAUCCAGCGGACUGAGAGCAUCGUGACCGCAUGGUGGACUGGUGACUGGAAUGCGUUUGUAGCGCUGUCGACAAGGGACUGCUCCUCGUUCUUGCCCGGACAGAAUGCACGUGCCAUCAAGGGAUUGGAUCAUCACAAGUUCCACUUUGACAACUUCAAGCCCUCCAACAUUUCCACCAACAUAGUACAGCCGGUGGUUCAUAUGUACGCCGAUGACUUUGCCUCCGUCCUCUACUGCCUAGUGGUGCAGCAGGCACCAGAGGGCGGUGGGAAUGUCACCUCAACACAGUAUGCUGUGACGCGCAACUGGCAGCGGGCACCUGACGGCAGCUGGAAGUGCAUCCACGUCCACCGAUCUACCAUCUGAAAACCGAAGCAUGCACCGUGCAUGGCCAUUUUUAAAAUAACUGGCUCUCUGGGUCUGAGUACAACCCAGCGGCAACUGGUAACGGUAUUGUCUAUAGCAUGAAUGUGCUGUUGGCCCGGUGCGCCGCGGCUAACUCCAUUCCCCCAGCUAGUUCCAGCAGCUACCAUCGACAACCGACAACCGCAGCAGAAUAGUGUGUGAGAUGGCUGCUCUCCCUGCUUACGCCCUAUCCCCACAUGGCUGUGGCUACGUCCCAGGGCCAAUUCAUUGCCAUCAAAGUGUCUUCGACUUAUCAACCUACCUUUUCUAGCUGCUCCCAUUUUCCGAUCUACCUAGUGACUCUCAGUGUUUCUCGUUUAUACUACUUUUUCCUCGGUGAAAGCAUAGGGGGGGGGGGGGAGAUGUCCAGACUUAGGCAAAUGCGUAGUGUUGUUUCAUAACUUUAUUCUUACGAUGGCCGGUGGUGUUGUUGUAGUCGUUGUUGUUGUUGUUGUUGUUUCGGCCCGCCUGCAUGCCACACUUAACCCUAAAAUCUUGUUGUAUCCAUGACACCCAUUGAUUUAGGGUUCAUGGACAGUUCAAUGUGUGGAGGUAGUCAGCAUAUUUGCUCGCUUCCGUUUCGGGACUGAA
This is a messenger RNA of Sycon ciliatum, 2316 nucleotides long. Its product is annotated as calcium/calmodulin-dependent protein kinase type II subunit alpha-like. Gene Ontology annotation, biological process: protein phosphorylation. Gene Ontology annotation, molecular function: calmodulin binding; ATP binding; calcium/calmodulin-dependent protein kinase activity. Lineage: Eukaryota; Metazoa; Porifera; Calcarea; Leucosolenida; Sycettidae. The record is from RefSeq and is a predicted model, not a curated record.